GUUCAGGUCGCAUACGACGGCGCGUGUCACGACUGCUGAUCUGAAGGGCUGAAGCCAGCGUUGGUUCUGAAUCUGCGACGGGCGUAGAAAAAUCAAUGGCCGGGUCGUGGUGCAUCGGCGACGACGGUGGUCUCGGACGAGUCUGAACGCGCGCGAGUAGAACGAGGACUCUUCGUGGUUUCUUUCCGGCGUGACUCGACGAGCAGAUCGAAAGGGAUUUCGAUCUCGCAACUUCCCUUCCGAGAAUCGCUGUCGCGCAAGCGUUCCUUCACCCGGGCGGCGUUACAUCCUCGCCUCGCGUGCGCUUGGCUGUCUUUUCAUCAUGAUACCCGAGAACGUCAGCGUGCAUCGUCAGUGGUCCACUGGCAAUCGCGUUCGCUGCACAAAUCUCCAAGGGAAUCUCCGCGCGAUGCAUCGAGUCAGAGUCUGCAAUCCGGACUAGAUGGAGGCGAUGACGACGUGCUGGAUAAACCAGGAAAGUCGUAUCGCAAACGCAAUCUUGUUGCAUCAUGACGGCUGCGCCGAGGGAACUGAUAUAUCACGGCUGAAAUCACCUCGUGAAAUCGCCAUUCAACGCGCGGCCUUCGGAUACGCGUCCGCUUCCGCGGGAAAAGCGAUCGCGCGUGGCGUGCACGCUCCAGUACGACGCCGACCGUCGCCGGAUGAGGAGCAUCCGUUGUCACGAGCCACGUUCCCAUAUAACCGGUCGAUCGACGAAGCUCACCGAUAAUCGGCACCGACGUCAACGCGCGGCCGGCAGGAGAAAACCAGCAAACAAAACAAAAUCGGCGCCAGGAAUUUCUUCGGGAGGAAACAGUGUUCGAGCGGAUCGAGGAGAAAAGAAUUGCGGUGAAUUGCCAUUCACGCAGACAUCGGAUACAUAAAAAAGAAAAAUGCAGAACGCAUUUGAGGUCGACGAUAAUGACGUCAUUUAUAAAGAUGUUGUCAUCAUAGGAAAUGGGCCUAGUGGGAUAUGCCUGUCGUAUAUGCUCGCCGGAAAUUGGCCUUACUACACUGGCGAACCUCAUCCCAGCGACGAUAUGCUGACGGCGCGAUUGCGGUUCUGCACUACCGGCAACGAGGAGUGCGGUGACGCGCCGGAGGACGCAAACACUGGCGUGACCACCAACAAUCGCCAUCAGUGCAGCAAGUCCGGCGUCGGCAGGAUGCAGAAUGGCGGGCUGGCACGCAGCACACGCUGUAAACUCGAAUGCCUCUCCUCUGGCAUCGAGGGCAGAGGCGGCGGCCGACCGCUGGCGCUUCUCAUGGACCAGCUACAGCAUCCGUGCGUCGACGCCGGUCUCGAUGUGCCGUCACUUAUCAACUGGAGCUCCGCUGAUGAACAUCCCGAGCACAGAAUCGUGGACCACGUCGUCCUUGGCAAGGGCCAACCCGGCGGUGCCUGGCAGUCUAUGGAUCCCAAUGUACUAACUAUCAGUCUGAGCCGAUGGAUGUCACUUCCUGACUUGGAUCUGAGGCAUUGGGAGAAACUCGUCGAGGUUGAACAGUUACAAAAAUCAGUUUUAGCCGCGAAAAGCAAUGUACAUGCACGGCUGGAAAAACUGAGCAUUUGUAAGGCGUCUAGCCGAGUUUCCGUGGGCACCGUGGCAGCUUAUUACAAGGACUAUGUACGCAGGAAAGGUUUAAAACAAUAUUUUCGAUGUGGGACCACAGUUACUUCAGUAAGACCAAACUUGGAUUCGCCUGAGAGCAAAGAAGGAUACAAUUGGAUUAUAGACGGUUAUGAGAAUAAAACUGGUAAACGAUUUCGAUAUCAAUGCAAACGGGCGGUUCUUGCAACCGGCACAACCGAUUUAUCAAAUCAUUUGGAUAUCCCGGGCGAAAACACGAAUCCCAAAUGGGUAACGCACGAUCUCAAUGAUUUGGAAACUCGUUUGGGACAUUUGGUCGACGAAUGUGGCAAAGAUUCAACCGAUGAACAAAUUCCACCCGUGUUGGUAAUCGGAGCUGGUUUGAGUGCAGCCGACGCGAUUAUGGCUGCACGCUUUCGAGGCAUACCCGUGCUGCAUGCAUUUCGCAAUUCGUUGAGCGAAUGGGACAAACAAACUGCUGAAAGGAUAACUACUAGUUACGAUCGACUGCGAUGGCUGCCGGAUUCCAUAUAUCCGGAAUAUCAUAAAGUAUACGAGAUGAUGGCCGAUGGAGGUACAAAUUAUCCUUUAUACAAAUCGUUGCCGGGAUACACACUCGUUAGUCUCUGUGAGAGUCGUGAAAAUGGAGAUAUAAACACGAGGAGAACAGUUACUUUUUCCACUUCAGACGAUCAGCUGCAUACAUUUGAAGUGUCCAUUGCGGCUAUUCUUAUUGGAUAUAAACCAGAUCUAUCAUACUUAAAGGGCGGUGGCUUGGGGCUGGGUAAAUUUGCGGACAAACCAAUCGAUAGUAAAUCGAAUCCAAUUCAAAUCGAUGAUUUCACAUACGAAGUAAUCAACGCGCCAAUAAAAGGACUUUACGCGUUAGGACCUCUAGUCGGCAACAAUUUCGUUCGCUUUGUUCUAGGCGGUGCACUUGGAAUUCUGGCACAUAUUCUGUGUACCACAAAUACCUGAGAGAUCUGACAGCCACUCGCGCGAUUCAGUCGUGUCUUAGCAAAAUUAUUUUAUAUAUAGACAUAUUAAUAAUGGUAACGUAUGACUUCUGCUCAAUCCGUAUGAGUGCCGAAAACAAAAAAUAAUUACUGCUUAACAUUUAUAACAAAGAAAUCACUCGAUAAAUCUGUUUGUACAUAUUAUUAAAAUUAUUUUUAUAUUCCUUUCCAUACUAUCUUUCGCGAGAACAUCGAUUUUUAAAUGUAUAUAACUAUGUAAUGUUCCGUCGAAAUAUUCCCCUGAAUUUAAUGAAAGAUAAAGAGCGAAGAAAUCGUUACAACGUUUUACUCAACGAGUAGUGAUUUACAACGUGCGGAAAAAGAUGAUAGUUUAAAAGCUAUUUUAGAUUUGUUUGCGCUUAACAUUCCAUUCUGUAAGGGAAAUCAUUUAUGAGAGAGAUAUAUCAAUAAUACGACGUGUAUCUAAAAUUAUCAUGUUAUUACGAUUAUAUUAUAUAUUAUCGAUCUCUCCAUAAAUAUAUUCUCAUUAUAUAUUCUACACAUCUUAUAGUUAAUAUAUAACUAUUGUGGAAUCUGUGCUAUAACGAGUUUCGUAAAAAAAAACGAGUAUAAAACAACGAAACUCUUAAUAUAAAUUCUGAUACUAUGUAUAUACUUAGGAUUAAUCUAUGUUUGCCUUUUUAUGAUUAAGUUAAAUAUUCUUUUAUGCACAUUUAUCUGGACACGGAUAGGAGUGCUUUUAAUCGUUUUUACUUUUGUAAGAUUAGGAUUACAUUUAUAUAUACUUAUACAACGGCCGGAUAAUUUUGCUUAUCCAAAUGCACAAGCAUUUUUAUAUUGCAUAUUAUUAUUGACAGUUACAGAUGAAAAUACACCUUACGGAGUGAUUGUCACGUUUUAAUUUUUACGUAACAUCUUUGAUCCGCCGUGUAAUAUGCCUCUACAUCUCUUAUUAAUAAACUGUGAUUACUUUAGUGAAAUAGGCUAGUAACGCUCUGUUAUUAAUGUAAGUAUAUAUGUACGUAAUACUACCUUUUUAGUACAAAACGUUUUCACUUAUUUUUUAUUAAUCGCGUUAGGUUAUAAAUAACAUUACAAAUAACCUUAUUGUUUAUAUUUUACGUGAUUUUAUUUAUAUGCGGUAUAUAAGCAAAUAUAAUUACAUAUUAUAUUAAGUUUACAUGUUAAUGAAGUUUAGUCAAUUUAAAAAUGCGUUAAAAAAAGAGAAAUGUACUUUUCAUAAUUGUAUUUGAAAUGCAGAAUUUUAUAUUGCUCUUUGAUAAUAUAUUAUGAAAAUGCGAGAAUAUGUUUUUGUUUAAUAUAAAUUUAUAUGUUAAUAUGUACUUUAAUGCGUAUUAAUGUAAGCCUAAAAUGUAUUUCAUAUGUUAUAACAGAUUUGAUAUUAGCAGUAAAGCAAAGAAUUGUAGUAUAUAAA
This is a messenger RNA of Pogonomyrmex barbatus (red harvester ant), 4004 nucleotides long. RefSeq names its product oxidative stress-induced growth inhibitor 1. The record is from RefSeq and is a predicted model, not a curated record. NCBI's taxonomy places the organism in Eukaryota, Metazoa, Arthropoda, Insecta, Hymenoptera, Formicidae.